Centruroides sculpturatus (bark scorpion) is the source of this 1862-nucleotide messenger RNA. RefSeq names its product MFS-type transporter SLC18B1-like. Lineage: Eukaryota; Metazoa; Arthropoda; Arachnida; Scorpiones; Buthidae. Gene Ontology annotation, biological process: transmembrane transport. Gene Ontology annotation, molecular function: transmembrane transporter activity. Bases 244 to 1710 code for a protein of 488 amino acids. The transcript has 15 exons. The record is from RefSeq and is a predicted model, not a curated record.
AAACAUAUGGGGUAGUCCCAUAUGUUUAUCAACAAUGGACAGUUCUGAAAAUUAAAUAAAUAGCGUGUUAUCAGAAAUGGAUAGUGAACAGGCGCAGGAAGGGCAUAGAACGUUUCUAAUCGUUAACAAUUUUAUCAGAUAUUGCGAAAAUAAAAAAGGUCUCACAAAAUUGUUUAUUAAAAGUCAUAUAGUGUAGUAAUUUCGCACAGUUGACUUUAAGUUUUUGAGGUCGUCUUUUCAAUAAUGACAGUGGAGAGCGAGCAAGAGGAUACUGUUGAUCAUAAAUGGAAUCAAGAAACUUCUGGACAUCAUGAUGGUUUCUACAGUAGUGCUAAAAGCUAUAAAGAUGUGUUUAGUUUUAGCUAUAAAGAUUUGUUAGGAAGUCGAGCUGAUGGAGAAAAGGACGAAGAAGGAGAACCGAUAAAAAGAAAAAAUACGACGAAAGAAUGGUUAACACUCAUCACUUUAGCCUUUGCAAAUUUCAGUGUCGGUGCUUGUGUAUCAUUACAAGCACCGUUCUUCCCAAAAGAGGCUGAAAUGAAAGGUGCAACCCCCACGCAGUAUGGUAUGAUAUUUGGUGUAUACCAACUUACUAUGUUUAUAUUUUCUCCGCUUUGUGGAAAAUUGAUGGGUUAUUUCACUCCUAAAUUCAUGUUAAAUGCAGGAAUGUUUAUAGUUGGUGCAGCAACUAUUUUGUUUGGUAUCUUAGAUUUGAGUCCACCUGGUACCCCUUUUAUAGCUCUUGCCUUCGCUGUAAGAAUAGCAGAAGGGUUUGGAUCGGCUUUUGUUAAAACUUCCAUCUACACUAUCAUUGCUGCUGAAUUUCAUGAAAGAGUAGCAACUAUUUAUUCUGGUCUUGAAACUUUCCUUGGAUUAGGAUUAAUAGCUGGACCAACGCUUGGAGGUGCCUUAUACGAUCUUGGAGGAUUUGAAUUACCUUUUAUAUCAAUUGGUGUCCUCAUUCUUAUUGAUGUUGUUAUAAUGUAUAUCAUUCUUCCAAAUCCAGGUACGUUAAAAUUGAAAGGAGGAAAUUUAUUAAAGUUUUGGGCAAAUCCUACUACGAUAUUAUUCGCAAGUCUUGUAUUUACUACAUUUAACUGUAUUGGAUAUAAUCAAUCCACACUAGAACCUCAUCUCAGAGAUUUCCAACUGUCUGGAGUUGCAGUAGGAUCUAUCUUCGUUAUAUCUGGUGGCAUUUAUAGCAUAACAGCACCUGGAUGGGGUUGGUUAUGUGAUCGUGGCUUUAAUAAUAAACUCUUGGCUAUCGUCGGUUGUGCAUUGAUGGGUACUUGUUACGUACUUAUUGGUCCUGCCCCUUUUAUACCUCUUGAUACAUCUAUUGCACUAGUGUGUGUUUCGCUGAUGUUUUUCGGUCUCGGAACUGGAGGAAAAUUAGUUAGUGCUUUCCUUGGUGUUUUGCAUCAUACAGUAAUAAAUCGAGGAUUUCCUACUGACGUUACGACUUAUGGUUUGGUAUCAUCAAUGGUUGCAUCAUCUCAAUCUUUAGGAGCUUUUAUUGGCCCAUCCCUUGGAGGUUAUUUACUACAAACUGUUGGAUAUAAACCGGGAACACUGGUCCUUGUUGCUGUAGAAAUUCUACUGAUAAUAAUUCUUUCAUCAGUUUUAUCAUAUCAAAAAUGCAAUAAACAUAAAGAGGAUGGUUCUGAGGAAGAAAAGAAAUGUAUAAUUGAGAAAAAUGGAGAACCAUGAGAUCUGUUUCUAUUUAUUUACUAAAUUUAUUAUAGAAAAAACCGAAUUUUUUUAUUAUGUAUAUAACUGUGAUGUAUUUUUGGAGUCUUCUGACAUUCUCAAAAUAAUAAACUGAUUUAAAGUGAAAUAUACUAAAAUAUAAUACAAUUAUA